AUGGCGAUACAAGUUGGGCAGGAAAAGAUAUUCCCACCUCCGUCUAAUAGUCUCCAGGGGAAAAAAGAAACAGAAAAAGGGACAAAGAUGCCAUUGUUUGUUGCUCGUCUCGCUCCCGUAUCCCUCACGGUUAUUUGGGAUGAAGUCGAGAAAUCCACCGGUUGGAAAAUUGAAGUGAGCGAAACGGUACGCCGUACUCUGUAUGUCAAAGACAUCUCCCCGAAAGUCAAUACCAUUGUUACAGAAGAAUAUGUUCUCUGGCGAGUGCAAGCAUACAUAAAAUAUACUGAGACCCUUGAGACCUUUUACCUGGUAGCUUCCCAUGGAUCUCACCUAGAAAUUGGAUAUUUCCAAAGAAAGAAGCCUGAUAUAAUACCACGCCUUAGCGAGGUCUUCAAUGGUGCUGACAGGAUUCAGAUCAUGUACCUGCCGGCGGUGGCCAAACUUUUGCAUGAAAUGGUAAGCUAA
Messenger RNA from Trichophyton verrucosum HKI 0517, 468 nucleotides. RefSeq lists its product as uncharacterized. The record is from RefSeq and is a predicted model, not a curated record. Bases 1 to 468 code for a protein of 155 amino acids. Lineage: Eukaryota; Fungi; Ascomycota; Eurotiomycetes; Onygenales; Arthrodermataceae. The transcript is spliced from 3 exons.